Durio zibethinus is the source of this 1296-nucleotide messenger RNA. Its product is annotated as oligoribonuclease-like. Gene Ontology annotation, molecular function: 3'-5'-RNA exonuclease activity; nucleic acid binding. Gene Ontology annotation, cellular component: mitochondrion. The record is from RefSeq and is a predicted model, not a curated record. NCBI's taxonomy places the organism in Eukaryota, Viridiplantae, Streptophyta, Magnoliopsida, Malvales, Malvaceae.
AAUUAGAAAAAAAAAAUGUAUAGUAUUUCUCUUUUUAUCAGAAAUAAAAAUGUUUACUUGCCAUUGAGGAAGUAUUUUUACUUUGGAGGACUAUAUAAAUUAGGGCACGUUAGGCAAGCAAAAGGGAAAAGCUUUCGCUCAACCCUCCCUGGUUUCCUUUUCCGGGCUCAACGGAAAGUCGCCGGAAAAUCGUUUUGGAAAAGCCGGAGACCGGUUUCAAAUUGCGCCAAUAGCUUUGGGAAAAGAAUGGGUGACCGCCUCUCGAAUGUGUUUUCGGUGCUGGAGAUUGACGUCGAGGACGAUCAUCCCGCGUCCGCAUCUUCUUCUUCCUCUUCCAAAGCUUCAGGUAAAAGCAAAAGCAAUGGAAAGGGCUCAACUGAUGUGGUUGUUGUCAAACAAGAGAAACAGAGUAAACUGAAUUCAGCAUUGCUUUCGGAGAACUACAAGUUACCCCUUGUGUGGAUUGACUUGGAAAUGACUGGUUUGGAUAUUGGGGUUGAUAGAAUUUUGGAGAUAGCUUGUAUAAUUACAGAUGGCAGUCUCACCAAAUCAGUGGAGGGUCCUGAUCUGGUUAUCCAUCAAUCUAAAGAGUGUUUAGAUAGAAUGGGUGAAUGGUGUCAAAAUCAUCAUGCAGCUAGUGGAUUGACAAAGAAAGUGCUCCAAAGUACCAUUACUGAAAGAGAAGCUGAAAAGCAGGUCAUAGAAUUUGUGAAGAGAAAUGUUGGUACAUACACACCUCAUUUAGCUGGAAAUUCGGUUUAUAUGGAUUUUCUCUUUUUAAAGAAAUAUAUGCCAGAUUUGGCUAGUCUUUUCUCUCAUGUAAUUGUUGAUGUGAGCAGUGUAAGGGCUCUUUGUAUUCGCUGGUUUCCAAGAGAUCAAAAGAAAGCCCCUUCGAAAGAAAAGAAACACAGAGCCAUGGAUGAUAUCAGAGAGAGCAUAUCGGAACUCAAGUACUUCAAGGAGACGAUAUUUAAAGCAAAGUCCAAUAAGUAAAUGCCAAUUGCUAUUGGAGACAAAUUCACACAACUGCUAGCUACUCUUUCUUGAGAACAAUUAGGUAUUGAACUAGUUGUUUAUAAGUUUGGUACAAGUAUUCUCAUAUGUUUAUUUGAUAAUCCGCCUCAACAUAUGAUGAUCAUUGCCACAUAGCCAUGUGGUUUGUAUGUUGAUGCAAAUGUGCAAUGGUUACAAGUUUGUCAAGGAGAUCACUUGAGGUUCUUAACUGUAAGCAACAUAAUCUGUAUGUGGUUUCAUCGGUAUAAGUAUGCAGGGUUAAAGCAAUGAUUUCUUUUAUAU